Messenger RNA from Acanthochromis polyacanthus (spiny chromis), 1134 nucleotides. It is a transcript of the gene ssr2, whose product is annotated as signal sequence receptor, beta. The transcript is spliced from 6 exons. The record is from RefSeq and is a predicted model, not a curated record. Lineage: Eukaryota; Metazoa; Chordata; Actinopteri; Pomacentridae. Gene Ontology annotation, cellular component: endoplasmic reticulum; membrane. Bases 104 to 661 code for a protein of 185 amino acids.
CUCAACUUUCCCUCGAUACACGUCAUGCAAACAGCACCUAAAGCUUCUGGGCAUGCGCUGUCCAAUCCCUUCAAUUCCUGCUGUUCGACACGACUAUUGAAAGAUGAUGAAGGUGCUACAGACUUUUUUGGUCCUGGUUCUGCUCAGUCUGACCUCAGGAGAAGAGGGAGCCCGUUUGCUGGCUUCCAAAUCUCUGUUGAACCGCUAUGCUGUGGAAGGCCGAGACCUUACCCUUCAAUACAGCAUCUACAACGUGGGCUCCAGUGCUGCUCUGGAGGUGGAGCUGUCAGAUGAUUCUUUUCCCCCUGAAGACUUCGGAAUCGUUUCAGGAAUGCUGAAUGUUAAAUGGGACAGGAUCGCACCAGCCAGCAACGUCUCUCACACAGUGGUGUUGCGUCCUUUGAAGGCCGGCUACUUCAAUUUCACCUCGGCGUCCAUAAGUUACCUGGCACAGGAAGGAGGACAAGUUGUGGUUGGCUACACCAGCGCUCCAGGCCAGGGAGGCAUCCUGGCUCAAAGGGAGUUUGACCGGCGCUUCUCUCCACACUAUCUGGACUGGGCUGCAUUUGGUGUUAUGACUCUGCCUUCCAUUGGCAUCCCCCUGCUUCUCUGGUACUCCAGUAAGAGAAAGUACGACUCGCCAAAGGCCAAGAAGAACUAGGAAACAAGACUGGCUUUGAGAGUGGAUGUUGGGCGAGAAGUAUUGAGGUUUACUGGGCACAGGAUCUCUGAAAAGCCUAAUAACCCAUAUUGGGGAUGAAAGUUGAAAGAAAUACAGUACAGUGACCAAGGAACGUGAUUGUGAGUUGACCAAACCAGCAGUGAUAACUUUGAAGCAGGAAAUGGAAGUAAAAAUCAUCAAUAGUAGUAUGAGAGCAUGAGCAUAUACAUGGAAUCUGUCUAUUCUCAUAAAGAAGUGAUAACCUGAGUGCUCAGCUGCUGGUCAUUCCUUUUAGUCAUUUUCAAAUGCGUUCAGAUGGUGACAAGACAAUUACAACAGCAGUAACUACUUCACAAAUGGUUUGGAAUUUUUUUUUUUUUUUUAGUGUAAUGAACUGAAUUCAGAUGUUCAAUUUAUAACCAGUUGUUGAACCUCAAAAUGGAGAAAUAAAAACAAAGUGGAUUGUUUUUAAA